AUCAGCUGCAGCAGUUCUGGGAAUUCACCUCAACCACCAACUCAAUCACAUCAUCAGCUGCAACCAAGUCCACCCAUUUGCCUGGCAACAACAACAACAACGGCAACAAAUGGUGGUGGUUCCACAGGCAAACAGAUCAACACAAGUUCUAGCUCUUGCAGUAGUCUUAAGGAAACCUCACAUCAGUCUACUUCCACGUCACAACAGGUUGUUACCGGCAGCAGCAGUUUAACAACGCGUGUUGAAAAGAAAUCGCAGCGUCUGCAUCAUCAUCAAAUCACAUCCUCGUCACAUUUGUCGAGCUCAUCAUCUCAGUCAACCACACAGUCCUCCACAUCAUCGUCCUCAUCGUCGUCGUCGUCGUCAUCGGAAAUGAAAGCAGCGGCCGUAAAGCGUGAUCUCACUAAUAUACAAAAGUCCAUGUCGGAGAUAAACGAUUUGGCCAUUGAACGUAUGCAAGGAGGAGUAACUGGAACAGGUACAACAACGUGUACAGGAGGAGUAGGAUUAAACAGCAGCAUCACAGCAUCCAACACACCAGUCAAUACCAAUAACAACAACAACAACACAAUGGCCACCACCAUUGUGACGCCAUCAACAAAAAUGACAUCGACCCAUCCAUCGAUCGAUGAUCUCAGGGGUCUGAGCAGUCAGGACAAGAUAACGCGGUUACAAAAUCAAUUGCGCACCUCAUUCGAGAAUCUAGUGGACGGCAAUGAUGACUGCAAUGUCAUAGUUACAAUGCCCGACGACGAUGACAAUCCCCAUCAUCAUCAUCCAUUUGGCAGCGGUUUGGAUUUAACUCAUCCCACUGCCGCCCAAUUGAGUGCCAGCAGUGGUUUGAGCGGCUCGAAUAAAACUAUCGAUACCAUUAAGUUUCAAGAGAAACGCACCAAAACCGAAUCGAAAACAAAAGUGGUCACCGAUGGUUACAGUUCAGAGCAGGCGACAAGCAAUUCGGCUGAAAUGAAACGUCUACAGGCGGGCGAUAUAGAUUACAAAGAGAAUAAGGCUGCUGCGGCGAUGAGAAAUCGUACGGAAAUGGAUGGCGUUAAAACCGAGGAGAAUGCUGCUGUGAUUCAGGAAGCGCUCUCACUACGCACCGGAGACAUCACACAACAGGCCAGCAAUAAUGUGGCCGCCGCCAGUAUUAAAGUCCAAAGCGAUACCUUUUCGGCUGACAAGAAGGCCAUUAGCCAAUCGCAGCAAUCACAAACAAUGACCACAAAUGGUGGCAUCAUUAGCCAGGAGAAGCACAUGUCAUCGGCCAGUCAAGCCAAUUAUUCGAUGACCCACAAGGGUGUCUCGAGUACGGGCAGCAGCAUGAUCACCUCCUCUUCUUCCGCACAAAUGUCCUCCGCUGCCAUGAACGGUCAUCAAAUGAUCAAGCUAAACGAUCUCAAAUUGGACGAUUUGAAAUCGCUAACAGCCGGCAGUGGCCAACAAGAGAUUGAGCAGACCAUCAACAAGUAUUCGAAUGUCCUAACCUCAUUUGUUAGUUCACUGCAAGAGGAUGAGGGUGGAUCAACGGCUGUUAGUCUUACUAAUAGUAAUGGUGGAUCAGCAGGAGGGGGAGGAGGAGGUGGCGGAGGAGGCACCAAUUCUGGGAUCAGCGGAAGCAAAGAGAAAUCCGAAUAUCUCGAAAAGAUCAAUGAGGUGAUACGUCGUGCCUGGGCAGUGCCCACACAUGGCCAUGAAUUGGGCUAUUCCCUGUGCAAUUCUCUGCGUCAAAACGGUGGUUUGGAUUUAUUAAUGAAGAAUUGUGUUAAACCCGAUCUCCGUCUGCAAUUCUCGUCGGCCCAACUGCUGGAACAGUGCCUGACCACAGAGAAUCGCAAGCAUGUUGUGGACAACGGCCUCGACAAGGUCGUCAAUGUCGCCUGUGUGUGUACGAAAAAAUCGAAUAUGGAGCAUUCCCGUGUGGGUACUGGCAUAUUGGAGCAUCUAUUUAAACAUUCAGAGGGCACAUGCUCGGAUGUGAUACGCUUAGGUGGCCUCGAUGCCGUACUUUUCGAGUGUCGUACCAGUGAUGUGGAGACAUUGCGUCAUUGUGCCAGCGCCUUGGCCAAUCUAUCUUUGUACGGUGGGGCUGAGAAUCAAGAGGAAAUGAUUCUACGCAAAGUCCCCAUGUGGCUAUUCCCAUUGGCCUUUCACAAUGAUGAUAAUAUCAAGUAUUAUGCCUGCCUAGCCAUUGCCGUUUUGGUGGCCAAUAAAGAGAUUGAGGCCGAAGUAUUGAAAUCGGGUUGCUUGGAUCUUGUAGAGCCCUUUGUCACCACCCACGAUCCAUCGGCAUUUGCCAAAUCCAAUUUGGCUCAUGCCCACGGACAAAGUAAACAUUGGCUCAAGCGAUUGGUUCCCGUCCUAAGCUCAAAUCGUGAAGAAGCCCGCAAUUUGGCUGCCUUUCAUUUCUGCAUGGAAGCUGGCAUUAAACGGGAACAAGGUAAUACCGAUAUUUUCCGUGAAAUCAAUGCCAUUGAGGCAUUAAAAACUGUGGCCAGUUGUCCCAAUGCCAUUGCCUCGAAAUUUGCCGCCCAAGCCCUGAGACUCAUCGGGGAGACUGUGCCGCAUAAAUUGUCGCAACAGGUGCCCUUGUGGUCGGUGGAGGAUGUCCAAGAGUGGGUUAAACAAAUCGGUUUCAAUUCAUUUAUCAAUCAAUUCGCCGAAUCCCAAGUCGAUGGUGAUCUUCUAUUGAAACUCAAUCAUGACAAUCUACGCAGUGAUAUUGGCAUCACGAAUGGCAUACUCCUCAAGCGUUUCGAACGUGAAUUGCAAAAUCUCAAACGUAUGGCCGACUACUCAUCAAAGGAUACGGCAAAAAUGCAUCAAUUUCUAUCCGAAAUUGGUUCUGAAUAUUGUACCUACACGUAUGCGAUGCUAAAUGCUGGCAUCGAUAAAUGUGCCUUGCCCCAUGUCAAUGAGGAUAUGCUAAUGACGGAGUGCAGCAUUAAGAAUUCAAUACAUCGCUUAAGGAUAUUGAAUGCCGUUAAGAAUUUAGAAAAUUCUCUGCCCAGUUCAUCGGAAGAGAAUAUGGCCAAAACAUUAGAUGUAUUUGUUAGCUACAGACGUUCCAAUGGCUCACAAUUGGCCAGUCUACUAAAGGUACAUCUACAAUUGCGUGGCUUCUCAGUCUUCAUCGAUGUGGAACGUUUGGAGGCUGGCAAAUUUGACAAUGGUCUAUUGAACAGUAUUCGUCAGGCAAAAAACUUUGUCCUAGUAUUAACACCAGAUGCCUUACACCGUUGUAUCAACGACGAGGAAUGCAAAGAUUGGGUGCAUCGUGAAAUUGUGGCUGCACUCAAUUCCAAUUGCAAUAUUAUACCGAUCAUCGAUCAGCAUUUCGAAUGGCCAGAGGGGGAGAAGCUGCCCGAGGAUAUGCGUAGUGUUACGCAUUUCAAUGGCGUCAGUUGGAUACAUGACUAUCAGGAUGCAUGCAUCGAUAAGCUCGAAAGAUUUUUGCGCGGCGAAAAGAAUAUCGAUCGCAUUGCGGCCAUGGUGCCCGGUACGCCCGGUACAUACCAAAGAAUGCACAGCAACGAUUCCGACUAUCAGCAAAACUCUGGCUCAGGCGGCGGAGGCUCAGGAGGUGGAGGCUCUGGCGGAGGAGGAGUGGGAGGAUCAGGUGGUGGCGGCGGCAGUGGCGGCAACGCAGGCAAUGUGGUGGAUGGCCUAAUGACGGCCAAUGGCAAUGGCAGCGGACAAGCUAAUCACCAGGCAAAUAGAUACCGGCAAUCCCCAGCACCCAGCGGCAAUCGUCAACGUGGCACCACCGGCAGCACCUCGCAAUUGGUCAGCUAUGGUCGUCGUCCUCAUAACAGCAGCCACCAUAACAUAUUGCCACCAUAUCGCACACAGCAAGCGGCCUUGCUGCAUAAAUCGAGCGCUGGUUCGGCCUCGAUGCAGAAUAUGAUGCCACUAUCAUAUCUGCCACCGCGCAGAAGUUCUGCUGCAGGUCUGGCGGGGCUCAAAAAUGGCAUGGAUACCUCAUAUCGUGCCCACAGUGUUGAUGGUCUGCUCGAUAGUCAUCAGCAACAACAAGAAAAUACACUGACAACGCCGGAUCAGCGUAUUGCGGCAGCAGCUGCCUUGGUCACUGCGGGUAGUGAAGCCCUCACAUUCGGCAGUAGUUCGAAAACUAGUACGGAUACUCUACAACCAGAGGAGGAAGAGGAGGAGCAGCAGCAGGAUCAGCAGGGCAGAGCAAAUAUUCAGGCAACCGUACAGAGGCGAGAGAAAUCAUCAUCGAAUGUGCAACAACAUCGCAAAUCGCGUAGUUUGGAUCACAUAUUGUCAAAACAAACACUGGCCGAGUUGAAUAUACGUGCCGAGCCAAACAUUAGCAUAAAUGAACCAGUCGAUGAGACGCAAAGUUUGCAAAAUUUGUCCAUGCCAAUGGCAGAUACUGCUACAUGGCGGGGCACUGCUGCAUCCUCGUCCACAUCAUCAUCGAAAUCGCCAACACCCGAGAGACCAGCAAGAGGCCCACCACCGGCAUUACCGACGCUAAAGCGACAAAGUCCUGAUGGUGUUAGCUCUACGGAAAGUGAGGAUCAACAGCAGCAACAGCGUGAGGAGGAGGAGGAUCAGCAGCAGCUGCAGCGAUCGUUGCAGCAUGGCAAUCAGCAGAGGGCCUCGGCACAUGUCCAUCGUGGCAAUAGUUUGAACAGCAAUAAGACUUCCAAUUCAUCCCUUGGCUCGAAUGCCAGUGCCAACAACAGCAACAACACCAAUAACAAGACGAUCUUUAAUCGUACGAUGAAAAAAGUACGCUCGCUGAUUAAAAAACCUUAAAAGCGAAAUUGGCUUCUACAAUUUGUUGUAACUGUUGUAUUGUUGUUGUGCCUGCACCUUCCCCUGCACCAUCACCCCUUUGAAAAGAACAAAAUAUAUACGAAAGAGAACAAAAAAAUUAGUUCCCCACAUCUUGCUCUCCACGCACUUCAUCAAAAUAUUCUACCCAUGAUGGGGGUGGUGAGAAGACGCUGCGCGCAAAUUCACCUCAACUCAACUCAACUUGAAGGAGCAAACACAACACAACACGCACACACACAAGAAAAUCAAACUAAACAUACAAUUGGAGAAGAAAAGAUACCAACAACAUUCAUUGUUAUUAUUUAUUAUACAACCGCAACAUCCAAUAAUAAAUAUAUAUAU
Molecule: messenger RNA, 5151 nt
Organism: Drosophila willistoni
Lineage: Eukaryota; Metazoa; Arthropoda; Insecta; Diptera; Drosophilidae
Gene: Sarm
Product: NAD(+) hydrolase sarm1
Exons: 9
Coding region: 373-4788 (1471 amino acids)
Biological process (GO): negative regulation of MyD88-independent toll-like receptor signaling pathway; response to axon injury; signal transduction
Cellular component (GO): dendrite
Molecular function (GO): signaling adaptor activity; NAD+ nucleosidase activity; protein binding
Source: RefSeq, a predicted model, not a curated record